This is a messenger RNA of Vigna angularis (adzuki bean), 819 nucleotides long. RefSeq lists its product as uncharacterized. NCBI's taxonomy places the organism in Eukaryota, Viridiplantae, Streptophyta, Magnoliopsida, Fabales, Fabaceae. Gene Ontology annotation, molecular function: nucleic acid binding; zinc ion binding. The coding region runs from base 1 to 819 and encodes 272 amino acids. The record is from RefSeq and is a predicted model, not a curated record. The transcript has a single exon.
AUGACUCUUAAAUCAGCCAAAGAAAUUUGGGAUUAUCUAAAGGAAGAGUACGCUGGGGAUGAAAGAAUAAGAAGCAUGCAGGUGCUUAAUUUAAUGAGGGAAUUUGAAUUGCAAAGGAUGAAAGAGUCUGAAAAAAUCAAAGAAUACUCAGACAAAUUGUUGGGUAUUGCCAACAAGAUAAGGUUGUUGGGCAGCAAUUUUCCUAAUUCAAGAAUUGUUGAGAAAAUUCUUGUAACGGUGGCAGAAAAGUAUGAAGCAUCUAUUGCUUCCUUGGAGAACACAAGGGAUUUGUCUAAAAUCACAUUUGCAGAAGUGCUACAUGCAUUCCAAGCCCAAGAGCAACGAAGUUCGAUGAGGGAAGAUCAUGCCGUUGAAGGUUCUCUUCUAGUCAAAAGCCAACAAGCCAAAAACUACAAGAAGAAUCAUCCAGCCAGUAGUCAGAGCAAUACAAAUAAUUACGAUAAAGGAAAAGGUGGAAAGAAAAGUUACCCACCUUGUCAGCAUUGUGGCAAAAUGGGUCACCCUCCAUUCAGAUGCUGGCAAAGACCUUAUGCUAAAUGCAACAAGUGCAAUCAAAUGGGACAUGAAGCAAUCAUAUGCAAGAGCAAAAAUCAACAACAAGAGGAAGAAGCUAAGGCUGCUGAUCAGGAGGAGGAGGAGGACCAAUUAUUUGUAGCUACUUGUUUCUUGAGCAGUGAAUCGACUGAAAGUUGGCUGAUAGAUAACGGUUGUACCAACCACAUGACCUUCAACAAGGCUCUUUUCAGAGAUUUGAGGCCAACUAAUGUCACUAAAGUCAGAAUAGGUAACAGUGAUUGA